CUAGUGCUGCUCAAGAAACAACUCUGAGAGUGUCCUAAUCACUAGUGUCUUUCUUUACACCCCAAGCUUCAGUUUUGCAUUUACUACCUUAUCUGCCUACCUACUUGAACCAAGCAGGCCACUUCUUGUGUUGUUGAAGGUCUCAGGAUCUGUAUAUCGCAGCAGAAAUAUCCAAGGAGGCUCACAAACAACUUGAAAGAUGGUGAAGGAAUAUAAGAGAAUUGUUCUGCUGAAAGGACUUGAAUGUAUCAAUAAGCAUCAGUUUAGCUUAUUUAAGUCAUUGUUCGACAGAGAUUUAAGUCUGGAAAGAGACAAACAAGAGCAAUACACCACGAUUCAGAUUGCUAACAUGAUGGAAGAGAAAUUCAAAGCUGAUGCUGGAUUGGGUGAACUGAUCAAGUUUUGUGAAGAAGUACCAGCUCUUAGAAAACGUGCUGAAAUUCUUAAAAAAGAGAGAUCAGAAGUAAUAGGAGAAACAUCACUGGAAAAAAAUGGACAAGAAGCAGGUCCUGCAACACCUACAUCAACUACAAACCACAUGUUAGCAUCGGAAGGAGGGGAGACUUCCACAGCUCAGGCACAGACUUCUACAGCUCAGACAAAGAGAAAACAAAUCACAAGAAGUGAAGGUGGAAAGAAAAAGAAGCUCAGCCAGGAGCAGGCUCAGCUUCCAGAACCUUUAGGAACCGAUAUAAAAAAAGAUGAAGAUUGUCUCAAGACUCCUCUUAUGCCACCACCAACACCACCCAGCAGUUCCUCAAACAAGAAACAGAAAAACACAACCAUCCCAAAACAUGAUAUCAUAAAGACAGGAGGUCCUCAGGAAAUUCAUCAACUUGUAGAAUUGUCAUCAUCCAGCAACUUCCCAGCUCUAAGUGAACUCCCGACCUUUGAAGGACUUUCAGCAAUUCCUUCGAGCAGACUUCAAUCUUCUCAGAAGCCUCUAGAAGCUCCCUUGGAUUUAAAGAUGUCUCCAAGCUCUUCAAGAUCACCUUGCCACAAUCUCCCAGUGUCUCUAUCCUCAGACUCAAAUGUUCAUCUGAACUCUAAUGCACAUUCCAUCCAGUCCAGUGGUGCCCAGGUUCCUCAUGUACCAUCAGCAACAGGAUUCAGUAAUGUCGGGAUCCCUCUUAUGCCUUCAGAAACAGUGUCCUGCUCUAUGCCUUCAGAAACAGUGUCCUGCUCUUCCAUAGCUCCUCACAUGUCUUCAAUAAAGGUACCCAGCAGUAUCCACGACCUUCACCUUCCUGCACAAGAAGCAUUCAGUAGCAGAGAGGAUCCUCACAAUCAAGCAAUAGCAUCCAAAAAUCUCCAAACUACUAAAAUGCCUCCAACAACACUGACAAGCAAAGCCCAGCUCCUAAAGAUGCCUUCUCCAGCAAUAGCAUCCAGCAGUGUUCAGGUUUCUCAUACUCCAGCAACUUUGUCCAGAAGCAUCUCUGUCAGACAGAUACCUCAAACAACAACAUCCAGUAGCAUUCAGAUUCUUAACUCUGCUACAAUAAAAGCAUCCAAGAAUGUCCAGGCCUCUCAAGUAUCUUUACCAACAGAACCCAAUUAUUUCCAGGCUUCUGUGGCACCUCCAUCAGCAACACCCAGCAGUUCUACAUCUCUUCUGGUACCUUUGUCAAAAGCCACAAGCAGAGCCCAGAGUACUCAAAUUCAUCCAGAAACAGAAUCCAUUUGUGUCCAGGCUCAUCAUGCUCCUCCAUCAACAGUGUCCAGAAAUAAGUGCACCACUCAGUUGACACAAGGGGCAGCAUCUGGUACUGGGAAGGCCUUUUCCCUUCCUGAAGUAAAAGUAUCCAUGAAAGUCCAAGCACCUCAAGUGUCUUCCCCAACAGCAUCCAUAAGUAUCCUGAAUCUAAAUGCAACCCCACCAACAACAUCCAGCAAUCUCCUGGCUCCACAUGCAACUUCAUCAACAGCAUCCAGUAGUCUCCUGGCUCCACAUGCAACUCUAUCAACAACAUCCAGCAAUCUCCUGGCUCCACAUGCAACUUCAUCAACAGCAUCUAGUAGUCUCCUGGCUCCACAUGCAACUCGAUCAACAACAUCUAGCAUCCUCCUGGCUCCAUAUGCAAUUCUACCAACAGCAUCCAGUAGUCUCCUGGCUCCACAUGCAACUCUAUCAACAACAUCUAGCAGCCUCCUGGCUCCACAUGCAACUCUACCAACAGCAUCUAGCAACCUCCUGGCUCCACAAGCAACUCUAUCAACACCAUUCAGUAGUCUCCUGGCUCCACAUGCAACUCUAUCAACAACAUCUAGCAGUCUCCUGGCUCCACAUGCAACUCUACCAACAGCAUCCAGCAAUCUUCUGGCUCCACAGUUGUGUCCAGUAACAGCAUCCAGGGCUCUCAGUGCUACUCCAGUGCCUUCAUCAACAGUACACAGCAGUCCAUCCUGGACACCAAGGAGAGGAACUGUACCAAAGGAGCCUUCUAGGGAAGAAGGUCACCAUCAAGGUCCCAAACAAGUGAUGGUUUUGAAAGUAACAGAACCAUUUACAUAUGACCUGGAAGAAGAUAAAAGGAUGUUUCAUGCUACAGUGGCUACUGAAACUGAGUUCUUCAGAGUGAAGGUUUUUGACACAGCUCUAAUAAGCAAGUUCAUCCCAAGAAAUAUCAUUGCCAUAUCAGAUUAUUUUGGGUGCAAUGGGUUUCUGGAGAUAUACAGAGCUUCCUGUGUGUCUGAUGUGAACGUUAACCCAACAAUGGUCAUCUCAAAUACACUGAGACAAAGAGCUAAUGCAACUCCUAAAGUUUCUUAUCUUUUCUCACAAGCAAAGGGGACAUUUGUGAGUGGAGAGUACUUAGUAAUUAAGAAAACUGAGAGGAAUAAAGCCAUUUACUAUGGAAUUAAAGAUGAUACAGGGAAAAUGGAAGUGAUGGUUUAUGGACGACUCACCAAUAUCACGUGUGAACCAGGCAAUAAACUUAGACUUGUCUGCUUUGAAUUGAAUCCCAUUGAAGAUGGGUUGCAGCUGAAGUCUGUAAGGCACAGUUACAUGCAGGUCAUCAAUGCUAGAAGGUGAAGGAAAGCCACUCAACCCAGACUCAGUCAGGGGAACCUCUCUGGAACCAUACUUCUGAAAACCUGGAUGCCAAUGACAUUUUUUGUGGAGAUAAGAUUCAAGUACAGAAAUAAAAGUGCAUAGGCCUGUUGAAAUGCUAGCUCUAUUAAAACCAGCUGUUAAUUCUAAGAAAUGGUGCUUUCUUAUAUGCUUUACAUGUUUUCUAUUAUUGAAGUUUUUUCUG
Messenger RNA from Mus caroli (Ryukyu mouse), 3260 nucleotides. Its product is annotated as interferon-activable protein 204-like. Gene Ontology annotation, cellular component: cytosol; nucleoplasm. The record is from RefSeq and is a predicted model, not a curated record. NCBI's taxonomy places the organism in Eukaryota, Metazoa, Chordata, Mammalia, Rodentia, Muridae. Gene Ontology annotation, biological process: activation of innate immune response; cellular response to interferon-beta. Gene Ontology annotation, molecular function: double-stranded DNA binding.